GUCCAAAACAUAAACCAGAUUCAGCAUGCUAACUGGAUUACUGCCCUUUUUGUCUUUUUCCAACUUUACCUAAUUACCUCUCCUCCCCAUUUGCUACUAUAGUAACUGUCCAUAAAUGGGUGAAGUGAAGCACACAAGGUAAAUUCCUAUUCUCGUACUUCCAUAGUUAACCAAACCAAAUGUCUGGUUAUUUGUUGAUUUUAGUAUGCUGUUUGCUUGUCAGUUAGUCAGUCUCUUCUAAUUUUACUUUCCUUGUUGCAGGAAAAAAGCCUCUCUACAGCGUAGCCUCCACUUCAAGUCUUUUUUAUGAGUACUCUGCCUUCCUUUUUCCCUUCAACGAAUUCUGCACUUUUUGGGUCAUUACUCAUGAAUUGUAACCCACGAUUAAAAAUACUAAGAUCAUCUGCAACGGCUUCCACUUCUCUAUUUCAUUUUGACGUGGCAGUUUGUCUUUCCCAUUUCAUGGAUGUACAGCCUAUUUCACAAGGUGGAAGAUUUCACUAGAGUCGUUUGGGAGUUGCGAUUGUUUUGUUGAGAUUGUCAUUAUGCAUGUAUUGUUUACAAUGCAUCGUUUUUUUGUUUUUUUAGUGAUUGUUAUAUCUCAACUUUUAGUUGUGAUUGUUGAGAUAGUUGAGUUGAGAUUGUUUUGUCUCAGUUUUUAGCUGAUGCGACAUACACAAUCACACAUACCAAACGUUGUAUUCUACAAUGCAUCAAAUUCGACAAUACAUGUAUAAUAUUAUACAUGCAUUCUCAACAAUACAUCUAUUUAACAAUCGCAACUUCCAAACGACCCCUAAAUGAAAUAGUAGAUGACAUAGUGAGUGGGUCGGAAGUGGACCUCUUCCCACUUUUUGCUCCUUCGUUAUUUUUUUUUAUAAUUUUUUUGAUUAUUUGAAUUGAAAUUGUGUUCUUUUGUUUUUAACUACUAUUUAUUCUUUGUUAAUUAUAAUUUAAGACAAUUUUUUUAUUAUACAGAUAAAUUUAUUAAUUUUUUAUUAAUUAAUUUUUUGAAUUACGAAAGCGUAAUACGAAAUCAAAUACACAUACACAUAGUAUCGAUUUGGAGACGAUCAGAAGAUGAGAAGUACGAUGAUUAAUCUAUUAUCGUUUCUAUGUAUUUUUAUUACAUGUGUUUAUAUGAAAUAGUAAUUGCGUUAUGCACGUGUGUUUAUUUGAAAUUGUGAUUGUGUUAUGUAAUUUGUCAUUCUGCAAUUGUGAUUGUGUUAUGUAAUUAUUUGAUACCACUUAAAUUGGUAAAAUAAUAUAGGUUAGAUAAAAAUGUAUAGUUGUAUUAAAAAAUAAGUUGGGUCCACCAUAUGAAAUAGAUAGUGAAUUUCAUUGAUGUUGACUAGAUGGAAGUGAUAUGUAAUGGAACAAAAAAAGUUGAUGAUGUGACGGUAGGAGCCACAUAUGAAAUAGAAAUGGUAUUUCAUGUACGUGGAUGGUCUGAAACACAAACAAAUCAAAAGCCACGUAUGCAGACACGUGGGACCCUGUGGCUCGGACACGUGGCGAGGAAGACAGCAGACAGCAAGGUGGCAGUGAGGGAUCGAGCCAAGAGAAGAGCUAAAUGAUGAAUCAAAAUGUUUGGUGUUUUUGUCGUUAAGGUUGUUGCUAUGGAACCACGUACUACGUUGAUCAUUAAUCCUCUCCUUAAUUGUACCACCUUUGCCCUACCAAGUCGACAGUACUCAGAUAAUAUAUAUACACAUGUAUUAUGUGACAUGAUCAUUCUUUGUUUUCAUGUUCAUCAAUGUAAUGUUUGUACGUGGAUGGACUGUUAUUCAGGACUUUGUUUUCAUGAUGUCUUUUGAGUACAACUGAAGUUGUGGGUGGAUAGAGAUGGAGAUGACCCACGAUACGACACUCUAACGUUUAGGUAGAUGAGUGUAUAUGAUAGAAUCCCGAUGGAUUGAAUUUUUGGCUAUCAUAAUCGGGGCCGGAAGGAAGAGAAUCGAAUGAGUUAUGGAUUGAGAUAUAAUUAGAGGCUGAGAAGAGAAUCGGGGAAGAACAAGAAAUGAGGAUUAUGGAUUUAGAAGAUGAAAUUGGACGGAAGAGGGAAGUAUGGUCGGCAACCUUAAGAAGAGGAGAGUCGAGAUUCAUAGAAUUGAGAGAAACAUAAAUUAGGAUUCGGGAUAAUUCUUUCUACCGUUCCGUCUAAUGAUCAUAAAGGAAUAUCAACGUAAAUAUAUAAUAAGAAAAUAUGCCAGUACAAAACAUGGACUUUAGAACGAAGAUAGAAUACCAAGGAAAAUAGAGACACAAUUAAGAACCAAAAUCAAGAUGCAUGCAUGAGCAUGGCCUCUAGUUUCCCUAAACCAAUUCCACUUAAUCUCCAACACUAAUCAUUCUUAAUGGAAAGUCUUAAAAAGAGGAUUAUUGUUAAUAUAGCUUAGCUAGAUGCUUCUUUGAUUGCGACUUGUAUGAGUUGAGAGAAUUCCUUUGCCACGAAGAUAAUAAAAAUGAUUUCCUGCUUUAUUAAUUUUGAGCUCUCAACGUCGUUAUUAAUUUGUUUUGCUGUGUAGGCUAAAAUCCAAACCACUAAAGAGCAACUUAAAAGAGGAAACGUGGGCGGUGGAUAAUUAAAUAAAGUUUCCAGCAAAUGAAUACGUGUAAUUAUAAUUUCAUAUAUUUUACAAAUAAAAAAAAUGGUCUUUGAUAAUUUGUCAGUGAAAUUUUGAAAAUUAUUUUUAGAGUGGUUUGCCAUCUAAAUCUCUAAAUCGUAAACAAUUCAAAAAAAGUUAAUUUUAUGGGUCGUUGAAAAAAUAUUUUAAAAUAUUCAUUGUUUGGUAACCGUGACGAUUAAAAUUCAAUCUAAAAUAAUCAUUUUAAUUAUUUACCAAAUGAUAUUUAUUCUUAACUAAAAGAAUACAAGUGAUUCGAGAAAUAUUAAGAUUUAAAUUGAUAAGUGAAUAUGGAGGGAUAAAUGAAAAGGGAACGGAUAAAAGCAGAAGGAGAAAAAUAUCAUAAACCAAGAAAUAGAAUCACUCUGAUUACGAGAGAUGUGAUACUCAAUUUUAGAUAUUCUGAAUCUCUAAAACUAAAAUACGUGAUACAAAAGACAGCAAAAUAACAUAAUUUUCUUUUAAAAAUAUCUAUCAAUUCAAAGAAUCCAUAUUCUAAAUCUUUUCCCUCAAAUGACCCCUUAGUCAAACACACAUCGUAGCAUAGGAGAACUGAAAUGAAAAAAGUGUAUUAUAAUGAUGAGGUUGUACGAAUUCAUGUAUAAUCAAAAGGUCGUAGUUAGUCACAGUUGAUCCAAAAUUCCAUUAGUACUUAUACUGCAAUUUCCCCCACCCAAACUCUAAUCAAAUCAAACCAAUAUGACCAUUUCAGCUCUCCUUUGAACUAACAAUUAAAAUUCCCCAUGUACCCAAUUACUACAAAGUACAAACCUUCAAUUCCCACCCUCCCACCCAUUUCAGUGCUUGACUGAAUCUGACUUGACUUUGACUAUGCCCAACAUCCUUAAUGACACAGUCUAAUUACAUUGUAUUCUCCCCACCUCCAUUAAUUAUCGAUUAGCAUUUCAUUAAUUAGCUUAUUAAUUAAUCAAGAUUGCAUUAAGAU
Molecule: messenger RNA, 3573 nt
Organism: Linum trigynum
Lineage: Eukaryota; Viridiplantae; Streptophyta; Magnoliopsida; Malpighiales; Linaceae
Source: the annotation of a GenBank genome assembly